Molecule: messenger RNA, 4379 nt
Organism: Macrosteles quadrilineatus (aster leafhopper)
Lineage: Eukaryota; Metazoa; Arthropoda; Insecta; Hemiptera; Cicadellidae
Product: probable multidrug resistance-associated protein lethal(2)03659
Exons: 27
Coding region: 104-4093 (1329 amino acids)
Biological process (GO): transmembrane transport
Cellular component (GO): membrane
Molecular function (GO): ABC-type transporter activity; ATP binding; ATP hydrolysis activity
Source: RefSeq, a predicted model, not a curated record
AUUUCAUCUGAUAACAAACCCACAAGAUGAAGUUUGCACCAAGGUGAUUUGACUCUUGACAACUUUACUGGUUGGAUUAUUGUUAAGGUCUGCAUUUAGGAGCAUGGAAAAAGAGAACAAAGAAUUUUACAAUAAGCCUAGUCCGUACAUUACUGCUAACUUGUUCUCCAAGCUUACUUUCAGUUGGACUUUCAAAACAUUCUGGAAGGGCUAUAAAAGAGAUUUGGAUUCCAAUGAUCUUUUUACUCCACUGGAUGAGCAUAGAUCUUCAAAACUGGGUGACUGCAUUGAAAAGCUCUGGAAUAAAAAAUGUGCAGAACAGAGAGGGCACAAACGGAAGCCCAGCCUUUUCCGACUUCUGCUUCGGAUUUUCGGUCUACAAAUCUUCAGUCUUAGUUUUGUCUUAGCUCUCAUGGAGGUAGUGGUCAAGGUAUCACAGCCCUUGUUUUUGGGCGGCCUUAUAGAGUACUUCCGUCAGAACAGUGGGGUUACAAUCUACGAUGCUUAUCUCAGUGCAGCUGGUAUAGUGGUUUGCUCAGCCAUUAACGUGUUGGUGAUCCACCCUUACAUGAUGGGAAUAAUGCAUGUGGGGAUGAAGAUGAGACUUUGUUGCAGCUCCUUAGUAUAUAGAAAGGCUCUACAACUGAGUAAAGUGGCCUUGAAUGAAGCCACUGUUGGAAGAGUAGUCAAUUUGGUGAGCAAUGAUGUUGGUCGACUGGACGGAUGUAUUCUGUUCUUCCCUUACCUCAUCAUCGGUCCUCUACAAACCAUGGCGGUUACAUACUUCUUGUGGGAACAGAUUGGCCUUGCGUCUGUGUUCGGGGUGGCAGCGAUGCUCACAUUCAUACCAAUACAAGUGUGGUUGGGGAAAAAAACAUCCAGUAUUCGUCUGCGUACUGCAGCGCGGACCGACAAAAGAGUAAGACUGAUGAAUGAAAUCAUCAAUGGCAUUCAAGUAAUCAAGAUGUUCACUUGGGAGGACCCGUUUACAAAACUUAUUUCUGAUGCCCGAAGAGCAGAACUAAAAGAGAUCUCCAAAUCUUCAUAUAUCCGAGGUAUUCUGUCAUCAUUUACGAUUUUCCAUAUCCGCAUAGCCAUCUUUGUAAGUCUCCUAGCCUAUGUCUUCAGUGGAAGCUACAUCAAUGCUACAAAGGUGUAUAUUGUCACUUCAUAUUACAAUGUUCUUCAACAUACAAUGACAAUAUUCAUGCCAAAAGCUAUUACCCAAGGAGCAGAAGCAUUGGUUUCCAUAAAAAGGCUUCAGGAUUUCUUAAAUUCAGCUGAAACUGAAGCUCCCACUCUAUCAAGAGAAGAUAAAGAGGCGAUUGUUGUCGAACAAGAUGAAAUAUCAGAAGUGGCUGUCGAGCGCAAGCCACAGUUUGCCGUAUCCAUCAUGGACGGAGUUGCCAAGUGGACUACAAGCCAACUUGAGAACUCUCUUGUCAAUGUGAAUCUCAACGUUCGGAGUGGACAACUAGUGGCCGUCAUCGGUUCCGUUGGUUGCGGCAAGACUUCACUUCUGCAAGUUAUCCUAAGAGAGUUGCCUUUGUCCUCUGGAAGUAUUCAUGUGUCAGGGAAACUCUCGUACGCCAGUCAAGAGCCUUGGCUGUUCGCUGGGAGUGUCCGGCAGAACAUUUUAUUCGGAGCUCCUUACGACAAGCAGCGAUACCAGAAAGUGGUGGAAGUGUGCGCGUUGUGGCAAGACUUCAAACAGCUAUUCGCUGGAGAUAAGACCAUCGUAGGAGAUCGAGGAGUGUCCCUCAGUGGUGGACAGAAAGCUAGAAUCAACCUUGCAAGAGCUGUGUACAAGCAAGCAGAUAUUUACCUAUUGGAUGACCCUUUGUCAGCUGUGGACCCCAGAGUGGGGAAACACAUUUUCCAAGAGUGCAUAAAAGGUUUUCUGAAGACCAAAACGGUGUUGUUGGUGACCCACCAGCUACAACAUUUGGAUGGAAUGCAGCAUAUUGUCCUUAUGCAAGGGGGUCGUGUAGUUGACAAGGGUACUUUCAGGGAGCUUCAGGCUUCAGGCCAACAAUUCUCCAAACUGCUGCUGUCGUCAAUUGCGCAAGAAGCCAAACUGUCACUGACCCCAGAGGAGCCUCGGAUCUCACGGACUCGUCUGACCUCACACCAGAGUAUUUGCUCGUCAGUCGAUGGCAUUGACAAUGAGGACAAGGGGUCAGUUGAGAGCUAUGCCACGGGGAGGAUCCGUUCGUAUGUUUUCACCGAGUACUUCUCUGCCGCGGGAAACAUGUGUCGUGUUGUGCUCAUGCUUCUUCUCUGUCUUAUGACUCAGUUGCUGGCCAACGGAGGCGAUUAUUGGGUGACGCACUGGGUGAACCUAGAGGAGUACGCCUAUCCACGCCAGAGUGUUACUACCACAAACACUACCACUGUGGCUCCCCACUUUCUGUUCUACACUCCAAGAGAUGUCUGCGUCACGGUGUUUGCGAUAUUAACUGUAGCAAUGUUUGUUGUUACCUUACUGCGAUCGUACUUGUUCUUCUUCUUGUGCAUGCGUUCCUCAAUGAAGCUGCACAUUCAAAUGGUCAACUCUGUCACUAGAGCGACAAUGCACUUCUUUCACAAUACAUCAUCUGGAAGAAUAUUAAAUAGAUUUUCCAAGGACAUUGGAAAUAUAGAUGAAAGCCUUCCAAAUGCUCUCAUUGAGUGUAUCCAGAGAUCACUGACACUGCUAGGGGUUAUUCUGGUGGUAGCAGUUGUGAAUCCGUGGGUUCUCCUGCCCACAGCGAUCAUUGCGUUUCUGCUCUACCUGCUUCGCAAGAUGUAUCUUUCUACGUCACGGGCUGUCAAAAGACUAGAGAGUGUUGCUCGGAGUCCGGUUUUUGCUCAUUUGAACGCAUCUUUACAAGGAUUAACCACCAUCCGAGCAUUUGGGGCUCAGCACAUACUUACUCAGGAAUAUGACUACCAUCAGGACGUCCACUCGUCUGCUUGGUUCAUGUUCCUUUCGUCCAGUCGGGCGUUUGGCAUGUGGUUAGACAUGGUAUGCCUGCUGUACAUUAUUGUUGUGGUGUUCGGUUUUCUGCUGUUGAACCUGAAUGUGUUUGGAGGAGUCGUCGGCUUGUCCAUCACCCAGGCGAUGGGUCUAACAGGAAUGUUGCAGUUCAGCAUGAGGCAGUCAGCAGAACUGGAGAACAUCAUGACCAGUGUAGAGAGAGUUCUGGAGUACUGGAGGCUGGACUGUGAAUCGACAAUGGAUCGUACUGAGGACAAUAAACUAUGUGAGAUGUGGCCAGGAAAAGGAAUGAUUGAAUUUCACGAUGUCUCCUUGAGUUACUCACUGCAGUUGCCAAGGGUGCUCAAGAACAUUUCUCUUGUCAUAAAACCAAAAGAAAAGAUUGGUAUUGUAGGACGGACUGGAGCAGGCAAGUCAUCCCUCAUCUCAGCAUUGUUUCGUCUUCACGACAUCGAGGGCAAGAUCCUGAUAGAUGGAGUAGACACACAGACUAUCAGUCUUCAAACUUUGCGUUCUAGCAUUUCCAUCAUUCCGCAAGAGCCAGUGUUGUUCUCUGGUGGUUUGCGAUCCAACUUAGAUCCAUUCAACCAAUUCAGUGAUGAACAGCUCUGGAAUGCACUUAGUGAGGUAGAGCUGAAAGAUACAGUAAAGGACUUGGAGGGAGGGCUGGACUGGCAACUGGCAGAAGGAGGAAGCAACUUCAGUGUGGGUCAGAGACAACUUUUGUGUCUAGCAAGAGCAGUAUUGCGCAACAAUCACAUCUUAAUAUUGGACGAGGCAACUGCAAACGUUGACCCUCAGACAGAUGCGUUGAUCCAGAGCACAAUAAGGCGCAAGUUUGCCGACUGCACUGUCCUCACCAUUGCUCAUCGUCUUCACACUGUGAUGGAUUCCCAUAGACUCAUGGUGCUUGACUCGGGGGUCCUCGUGGAGUUUGACCACCCAUGGAAGUUGCUCCACAACCAAGAUGGCUUCUUGUACAGGUUGGUGAGGGAGUCUGGCCGAGGAGCUGCUCAAAUGCUACAUUCUAUCGCAUCUCAGAACUACCAGCAAUUGAAAAAAGACCAAAACUUAGAAGUUUCUGAAGUUGAUCCUAACAGAGGAGCAAAUUAACUUUGUUAUGACAGUUAUAGCUCAACUUCCAAGACUAAGGAUCUCAAAGGAGGACCUAGAUAAUAAUGUUAAAGGGAUGCAUUUAUUAAUACACUCAAGAAGUAUCUACCUUCUAUUGGGUCGUUAUCGGCACAAACUGGACAUUUUUCAUUCUUGCAGUUGGCAAGUUAAUUCAGUUCUUACUGUAAGUAAAAUGUUCUCAACAAUUUAUUGAAACUAACCGUCGAUAAUUACCAAGAUAAAAAGAAUAAUGCUUGUUUGUACAUUUUAUUGAUAGUAGUUUGUG